GUAAGACAUACUCUUCCUACUGUACAUACAUACAUUUGGACACGCACUACUCUGCUCACCAUGUUACCUCCUUACAUCGCUUAAGUUUAGAUCCUGGGAAAAACCAAAAGCACAAAAGAGCAAAUCGAAAUGCUCUACAAUGCUCUCAUCCGCACCCACCACAUUACCUCCCGCAAAAAGGUUGCUACCUUGAAACAAGCCGCAUCCGCUCACAAUUGCUUUGUGCUUCUUCGCUCGGGUGGCAUUCCGGGCAUCAUGUACGUUGAAUCGAAAGAGAAAGAUGCCGUUGAGGCAUGGGUGAAUGUGGCGCGGAAUUUGAGAUAUAAGGAUUUCCAGCUAGUGACUAGGCCGGGGGCCCUUGAGGGAGAUUGUCGGAAACAGAUUGAAAAUGAGAACCGGAAGGAUGGUAAGAAAAGCAAUGCAGGAGGAGCCAAUGAGGAAAGAGAUUCCAGGCCUAGGCUGGAAGAGGUCGAGACGGUGAAGGUAUUUGGAAGUAAAAUGAAAGACAAAGGUGUAUGGCGGUGGUGGAGGAAGGGGAUGGGAUACGUGAGCUGAGGAACUAUUAGCUCACUGCGGCGCCUCGUCAACCUAGCAAAUGCCCUGGCGGUCGCUCUGCUCAUGCCCGAAACACACUGCUCCUUGAAGAAUCCCUACCUGCGUUAGUUGCUGAAUUCAUACGACGGGCGCUAGUUUUUACUGGUAUGGAUUUGUCGGGUUUGUGUUGAACUAUGAUCGACUGAGAGCAUCCGUUUCCGAAAGAUAUAAUCUUUUGAAAGCUAGCUGCAGAAGGUUACGCAGGGGUCAACAUCACCUCGGUCACUACAGCUUG
Molecule: messenger RNA, 829 nt
Organism: Aspergillus alliaceus
Lineage: Eukaryota; Fungi; Ascomycota; Eurotiomycetes; Eurotiales; Aspergillaceae
Exons: 1
Coding region: 130-555 (141 amino acids)
Source: RefSeq, a predicted model, not a curated record